This is a messenger RNA of Phaeoacremonium minimum UCRPA7, 465 nucleotides long. RefSeq names its product putative ubiquitin-conjugating enzyme protein. The transcript is spliced from 3 exons. Bases 1 to 465 code for a protein of 154 amino acids. The record is from RefSeq and is a predicted model, not a curated record. Gene Ontology annotation, cellular component: nucleus. Lineage: Eukaryota; Fungi; Ascomycota; Sordariomycetes; Togniniales; Togniniaceae. Gene Ontology annotation, biological process: proteasome-mediated ubiquitin-dependent protein catabolic process; protein polyubiquitination. Gene Ontology annotation, molecular function: ubiquitin conjugating enzyme activity.
AUGGCUACUUUUGCGACAAAGCGCCUAGGCAAGGAACUUGCUAAGAUCAAUAACGGCCUGCCUCCUGGCAUCGACCUCAUCUCUGCAGACAACUUCGAAGAAUGGCUGCUAGACAUUCAGGUUCUCGACAAGAAUCCUCUCUACGCAAACCAGAUUUAUAGACUGAAGUUUCGCUUCAGCUCCUCAUACCCCAUAGAGCCCCCAGAGGUUGUCUUCGUCAAGUUGCACGACCGCCCGAUUCCCAUUCACCCCCACAUCUAUUCGAACGGAUUCAUCUGCUUGGACCUGUUGGGUCAACAAGGCUGGAGCCCCGUGCAAAACGUCGAGAGUGUCUGCAUGAGCUUACAGAGCAUGCUGACCGGCAACACGAAGAACGAGCGUCCACCCGGAGAUGAGGAAUUCGUGCGGGGCAACCGUCUCAGGCCCAGGGACAUUGAUUUUUACUAUCACGAUAAUAACGUCUGA